Sorex araneus (European shrew) is the source of this 505-nucleotide messenger RNA. RefSeq names its product ATP synthase membrane subunit g (gene ATP5MG). Gene Ontology annotation, biological process: proton motive force-driven ATP synthesis. The transcript is spliced from 3 exons. Gene Ontology annotation, molecular function: proton transmembrane transporter activity. NCBI's taxonomy places the organism in Eukaryota, Metazoa, Chordata, Mammalia, Eulipotyphla, Soricidae. The record is from RefSeq and is a predicted model, not a curated record. The coding region runs from base 108 to 419 and encodes 103 amino acids.
GAUAGAGGAGGCCUGACCUUGCCCGCGGCCCGGGGUCCUGCGGAGGGUCCUUCCGGGGGUGACUUUCAGCCGGCCGAGCUGGGCGACGGAGGCUCCGAGCUGGCACCAUGGCCCAGUUCGUGCGCAACCUCACGGAGAAGGCCCCGGCGCUCAUCAGCGCUGCUGUGACUUACUCGAAGCCUCGAUUUGCCACAUUUCUCCAGUAUGCCAAGGUUGAGCUGAUUCCUCCAACCCCCGCUGAGAUCCCAACAGCUAUUCAAAGCUUGAAAAAAAUAAUCAACAGUGCUAAGACAGGGAGCUUCAGGCAUCUCACAGUGAAGGAAGCUUUGCUGAAUGGUUUGGUGGCCACAGAGGUGUGGAUGUGGUUCUAUGUUGGCGAGAUCAUUGGGAAGCGUGGCCUCAUUGGCUAUGAUGUCUGAAGACCAAUGAACAGCUGGUUCACUUGAGUGUUCUUAGAUCAUGUGUGGUCAAACUGAUAUUUGAAUAAAACGAUGUGUCAAAUUGG